AUGGCCGCUUACCAUCGCGGCGAUGACGGGGAGGAAGAGGGUGACGACGAUAUGGACGAGUCACCGGGAGUUGAGAGCGAGAUAUGCUGGGAUAUCUCCGAUGACGGGUCUGAGUGGGAAGACAUUGGGCAUCUGUUAUUAACUCCCGAUAUUGAUCGGUUCAACGCCGAUGGGGAGAAUGCCGAAGGCGACAAGAGUAUUGAGGUCGGACUCGAAAGACAAGAAAAAGGGAAAGGAGGUCGUGCUCCCUCCACAGAUGCCCAAGAAAGGCACAGAAACGGCGACGACUGGGAGGUGAUCUCACUGGUUCAGGAGAUAUCAAAAGCGGCAACACACAGUAUCGAUGACCAUCGGCAAGCCACCUACUGUAGCUCUCGCAUUGCUAGUGGAAGACGAGUCGUGGUCGCGUCAAAAACAGCGGAUUCGGAAAAAAGAAUCAGGAAUGGUGAGCCGGGUAAAUAG
Messenger RNA from Exophiala bonariae, 462 nucleotides. RefSeq lists its product as uncharacterized. Lineage: Eukaryota; Fungi; Ascomycota; Eurotiomycetes; Chaetothyriales; Herpotrichiellaceae. The coding region runs from base 1 to 462 and encodes 153 amino acids. The record is from RefSeq and is a predicted model, not a curated record. The transcript has a single exon.